This is a messenger RNA of Cooperia oncophora, 378 nucleotides long. The record is from the annotation of a GenBank genome assembly. Lineage: Eukaryota; Metazoa; Nematoda; Chromadorea; Rhabditida; Trichostrongylidae.
AUGGAUAUGCUUUCUUGUCACAGGUGCAGAAGCGUUUUUUUUUCUAGGAAAGGAUAUAUGCACGGAUCCCAGGAUGCAGGAGUAAUGUGGAGUCAGAUGAAUCCGCGAGCAAGGCAGGAACAGUUUCUGACGAAUGAAUUCCCUCAAGAUUUUACAUUUGAUACUAUGAGUAAUUUAAUGUAUAGAAUAUUUAUUCUUGGUCGCUCAUCGAAAGGCAGCAGAAUUCUUGAAAUGAAAGUGUUUAUCGAUGAGCACGAGAACAUGUUUCCAUUUAUCACAAGUCAAGUUUUGCAUGUGGACCCACUUGUGCAUGCUCCAAUCCAUGGAGUUGAAAUAAUUGCAACCCACAGUGCUGAAUACUUAUCUGCUGUCACGUGA